GAAGGAGCUUGCGUGUGCCAGCGGUAGGGUCUUUAGUCUGAAAGAGCCAGAAGUGACAUGAAAGGUGGCUUGUGGGAAACCACACCUCCAUUAUUGAGAUUCCUUUUGGAUUGUUCCUCUCGGAGGCGUGUGCACGGCACUGAGAAGCGUGUGGGGCUUUGGCGAGCUACGAAGCCAGCCUCUCAUGGCCCCGUAAAUGUCUAUAAAUCCCCUCCGCCUUCCCUCAACGUGUCGUGUGAUCAAAUCUAUCCGAGUUGUUCCUGCUUCGAUACUCGAAUCAUGUCGACCUGCGACACCUGCGAUUGUGCUGACAAGAGCCAGUGUGUGAAGAAGGGAAACGGCUAUGGCAUCGAGAUCAUCGAGACCGGGAAGAGCUACUUCAACAAUGUCGUCGAUGCCCCAGCUGCCGCUGAGAACGAGGGCAAGUGCAAGUGCGGUGAUACCUGUGCUUGUGUGGAUUGCAAAUGUAGCACAUGAGCAACAUCUAUGAGUAUUAUAGCAAAAGAGAAAGAAAGAUGCAUGUAAUAUGGGUGGGUAUGUUGGACUAAAUAAUUUGGAUGUGUUUCUGUGUCAUGGUGUGCUAUUGUUGUAAGGAUGUGCUUCUGUAAUGGUGUGUUAUUGUUGUAAGGCUGGGAGGAAGACACUGUAUCUGGCUUCCUUAUCUAGUUUCCUACUAAUUUCUAUUAGCUGUUAUAAUUAAUGGGUUGCUUUUAGUAAAAUUUGGAUUUGGCCUUAUUUCUGUA
Molecule: messenger RNA, 743 nt
Organism: Phoenix dactylifera (date palm)
Lineage: Eukaryota; Viridiplantae; Streptophyta; Magnoliopsida; Arecales; Arecaceae
Source: RefSeq, a predicted model, not a curated record